This is a messenger RNA of Prosopis cineraria, 2947 nucleotides long. RefSeq names its product cytochrome P450 71D10-like. Lineage: Eukaryota; Viridiplantae; Streptophyta; Magnoliopsida; Fabales; Fabaceae. The coding region runs from base 1343 to 2872 and encodes 509 amino acids. The record is from RefSeq and is a predicted model, not a curated record. The transcript has 5 exons. Gene Ontology annotation, molecular function: iron ion binding; monooxygenase activity; heme binding.
UAGUCUUAUAAUAAAAACUACAUCUAGAAAAAAAACCCAAAAAAAAUUCUAUAAUUGGUUUAAUUCAUAUUACAUUACAAUAUAUUUUAUAUUAAGUGGGAGCCCUUGUAUCUGAAUUUUUAAAAAAUAAAAAUAAAAAAUAUUUGAUGCACAAAAUGCCGCCUCGUUCUUCGAUGCCCAGAUGGCCGACAUCUCCUUUUUUAUAUUUACCUCACAGUCAGGCCUGACUUGUUCUGCGGGUUAAAUCUUGCAAACAAAUAUGGAUCAUUCAUCCACCUUCAACUUGGUCAGCUUUCUCAUAUCAUGGUAUCUUCACCAGAAUAUGCCAAAGAGAUAAUGAAGACUCAUGAUCAGAUCUUUGCAAACAGACCCACAAAUCUUCCCUCUCAUGUCUUGUACUACAAUGCCACAGACAUUAUCUUUUCCCCAUGUGGAAACUACUGGAGGCAACUUAGAAAGAUUUGUAUUUUGGAACUUUUCUCCAAGAAAAGGGUCCAAUCAUUCAGAAAAAUAAGACGAGGAGGCUUAAGCACUUGUGAGGAAUAUCUCUGAAGAACAUGAAGGUUCUGUCAUUAAUCUUAGCAGAAAAACCUUCAUAUGCGUGAAUUAUGUAGUUGCAAGAGCAGCUUGUGGCAAAAAGACAAAGAACAUAGAACAUCUCCUGCAAACUAUGGAACAAUCAAUAAAGAUUGGCUCUGGAUUAUCGAUUUCUGAUUUCUGUCCUUCACUGAAAUUUAUCAGUAUCAUCACUGGGAUGAGAGCUAAAGUUAUGAAGUUGCAUAGAGAUGGUGAUAGAGUGUUUGAUGACAUUAUCAGAGACCAUAAAUAAAAGAAAACAGGCAAUAAUUUUGGAGAUGUGGAGGAUGAUCUAGUUGAUGUUCUUCUCAAGAUUCAAAAGGACAAUGACUUUGAGAUUUCCUUAUCUCUUGGCAACAUUAAAGCUGUUAUUAAGGAUGUUUUCUUUGCUGGAACAGGAACAACUGUGGCUACAGCAGAGUGAGUAAUGUCAGAAUUGCUCAAAAACCCAGAGGCAAUGACAGAGGCACAAGCAGAGCUUUUUUCUCCACCGAUGGCUAUGUAUGACAGAGACACUUGUGGAAUAUGGACAUUGUGAAGUACAAAAUUAUAUAUUAAAAAAAGAACUUUGCCUGAGCUGUAUCAGUCUAAGUCAAUGGCAUGAAAUACACGUUAAAGGAGAAGCCAUAAAGUCGAUCUUUGCUUGCUCUGUAAAUUACAAUUCACACCUCAAGUAUACUGUUGACGUUUGAGUAUAAAAGGCCUAGCACUUGACAACGCAAAACCCCACACUAGCCUAUUUAGGUUUAACCAUAUCCAUUCAUUCAUGGAGAUACAGAUCCCAUAUUCCAUCGUCUUCACCUUCUUGUGCUUUUUCUUUGUGAUCCUCAAGCUAUCUUCUUCCAACAAACGCAAACCCAUCAAAACCCUACCUCCAGGCCCAUGGAAAUUACCUCUUAUAGGAAACUUACACCAGCUCGCUGGGUCUCUACCUCAUCAUUCUCUCACAAAUCUUGCCAACAAGUAUGGACCAUUCAUCCACCUUCAACUUGGCCAGCUUUCCCACAUCAUAGUGUCUUCACCAGAAUAUGCCAAAGAAAUCAUGAAGACGCAUGAUCAGAUCUUUGCAAACAGACCCAAAAUUCUCGCCUCUGAUAUACAAGCCUAUAAUAGCACGGACAUCGUGUUUUCCCCAUAUGGAAACUAUUGGAGGCAACUUCGAAAGAUUUGUACUUUAGAGAUUUUCUCAGCAAAGAGAGUUGAAUCGUUUAGAAGGAUAAGAGAAGAGGAGGUAUCAGCACUUGUGAGGAACAUCUCUGAACUUGAAGGUUCUGUCAUAAACCUUGGUGGACAAUUCUUGGCACUCACAAAUUCUAUAGUUGCAAGAGUGGCCUUUGGCAAAAAGACAGGGAACGUGGAAGAGGUUCUUCAAACUAUAGAGCAAUCGAUAAAGCUAAGCUCUGGGUUAUCAAUUUCUGAUUUCUAUCCUUCAUUUAAAUUUCUCAGUGUCAUCACUGGGAUGAGAGCUCGAACAAUGAAGUUGCAUGAACAUACUGAUAGGGUGCUUGAUGACAUCAUAAGAGACCACAGAGAAAAGAAAAGAAAAAAUAACAUUAUUGGAGAGGCUGAUGAGGAGGAUCUAGUUGAUGUUCUUCUCGAGAUACAAAAGAACAGUGAUGACUUUGAGAUCCCCUUGUCUCUCGACAACAUUAAAGCUGUUCUUAAAGAUGUUUUCUUUGCUGGAACUGAAACAACAGCAACCACAACGGAGUGGGCAAUGUCAGAAUUGCUCAAAAACCCAGAAGCUAUGAAAGAUGCACAAGCUGAGGUAAGAAGAGUCUAUGGAGGCAAAAAGUAUGUGGACGAAUCAGAACUUCACCAAUUAAAAUAUUUAGGUGCUGUCAUCAAAGAAACCCUAAGGUUGCAUUCGCCCCUAGCACUAUUGCUUCCAAGAGAGAAUAGUGAAGGUUGUGAGAUUAAUGGAUAUAAGAUACCUUCGAAGACAAAGAUUAUCAUUAAUGCUUGGGCCAUUGGAAGAGAUCCCAAAUACUGGAAUGAACCGGAGAAGUUUGAACCAAAGAGAUUUCUCGAUAAUAAGGUUGAUUACAACUUCAAAGGUUCAAACUUUGAGUACAUACCAUUUGGUUCUGGAAGAAGGAUAUGUCCUGGAAUCACAUUUGCUACACCUGUUUUAGAAUUGUUACUUUCUAAUUUGCUCUAUCAUUUUGAUUGGAAACUACCAAAUGAGAUGAAGCUUGAAGAGUUGGAGAUGGACGAGUCGUUUGGUGUUACAAUAAAAAGGAAAAACCAUCUUAGGGUUGUUCCUAUUGGCUAUGCCUCUAAUUGUAAUGUGUGAUUAUUCCUUGGAUGAUGUCUAGGCUGGUGUUUGAUGUCCCUGGAUCUUUACCGUGGAUCCAAAAAAUCAAUAAUA